Molecule: messenger RNA, 927 nt
Organism: Tuber melanosporum (Perigord truffle)
Lineage: Eukaryota; Fungi; Ascomycota; Pezizomycetes; Pezizales; Tuberaceae
Exons: 1
Coding region: 1-927 (308 amino acids)
Source: RefSeq, a predicted model, not a curated record
AUGAAACCCAAAAGGCAACGGAUAUCCGGAACCAGUCCUACAUCUGCUGUCUUAUCACUAGAUGAGUGCCACCACCCUGGCCCACUCCGUUCACCCCAGCCGCCAGUGCGGUCUUCUCAACUUCACUCUGCUCCCGCAUCUUGUCCCCAAGAUAUCUCAGAACAUGAUAAGGUUGUCUUCGCCCCUGUUACAGACCUAGCUUUCGAACUUAUCUCUCAUCCCGCCACUUUCAUUUCUCCAAAAGUGCUCUCGGCCUAUGUUACACUUCAAUCAGUGAUCAAGGACCCUACACCUAUUCCAGCCGUUUUUUCCUUCUACGCUCGAAAAUCAUACAUACCUCCUGGUACCGCGAAAGUAAUUUCACCAAAUGCCAACCAAACCGUGAACGCAGUUCCCCGGGACGUUGCCGAUGCUGCGCUCAGCAUCGCGAUUGAAGCUAAAGAUAUGGCUCUUUGCCUCGAUAUAAUUGAUACCUCAUACGCGCUUCCGGCAUUUCGCCGUGCAAAGUUAAUUCGGGAAGCCACCCCUAUGGCAAUUCUAGCUAGCCUCAUGCCACCUGUUGCAUAUGUCUUUGGAGAUAUCCUUGCAAGAUAUCAGGACAGGCUGGAUUAUUCCCAUGCAUUAGGAUUUUCAUUCGCCGGAAUAUUGGCUUAUAUUACUUUCACUGCCGGCCUUGGUUUUGUCGCGGUUACCACGGCAAACGACCAGAUGGCCAGAGUCACUUGGGCGGUCGGCACUCCCCUUAGGCUCAGAUGGCUACGGGAGGAGGAACGGGCUGCGUACGACCGGGUUGCCCAGGCAUGGGGGUUUGAGGACCCCGUGAAGAGGGGAUUUGAGGAAGGGGAAGCAUGGGAAUUGCUGCGCGAAGUGGUAUUCAGGAAGAACAUGAUAUUAGAUAAUCCAGAUUUGAUGGAUGGUAUGGAAUAA